Messenger RNA from Phytomonas sp. EM1, 2802 nucleotides. The record is from the annotation of a GenBank genome assembly. Lineage: Eukaryota; Euglenozoa; Kinetoplastea; Trypanosomatida; Trypanosomatidae.
AUGCACACGUAUAGGCUUUGCUUCCGUCAUUCUUUACCCUUUUUUGAAAAUCUUCGCCGUGUGGUUCGCACCUUAUCCAGACCAUCUUUGAUCCAUGAUCGAGCGUUUACUGGUGCUAUUCGUCGAACAUUGUUCACCUACUCCUCUCGUCGGUUGGCUCUAGAGCGUGUUGAGGUUGCCCACUCAACUUCUUACAACCGAGCGUCUACUAUCCCUUCCUUUUCUUUUUCCUCCUCGUCGCCAACGCUCUCGUUAAGGGAGCGCUCAGCGGGCAAUGGGAGGGUUUCGGGAAAUAACCACUAUGGUGAGGAUUCAGCAGAAAAGGCCGCGUUUGGUGGCGGGGGAAGAGGAGAGGGGGACUUUUCGCCCAGCUACCCCGCGAGCACCCUCGGCUCGCGGAGCAACCUUCCACAACCUAUGCGCACCCUCAGUCAUGCGGAUUCGGAGUGGUUCUUCUUCCGCAAUGACGAAGAUGAUAAGAAUGGAGAAAACAGUGUUUAUUGUCGCUCGCCGCUCGGAAUCGAUCAAUCCUCGAUGUCAUCGUCGUCCUCUUCCUCUUCUUCUUCUUCCACCCCUUUUUGUUUGCUUUGUCGGGAGUAUAUUGAGCCAACGGGGGGUAAACGCCUCCAUAUCUUCUCCAGCAGUCGCGCGAGCCAUACCAACCACACCUGCCGAGAAGUAACCCUUGAUUCCUUAGCGCUUCUCGCGAUACGAGGCUACCCGCUUGAUCACAUAUACGAGGUAUGGUCCGAUGCGCUUUACCGACACGAGGCCUUCUUCCGCGUCCAUUCGCUCGUUUCCCCUGUGUGGAGCAUCGAGCGUCGGGCGGAUGAGCUUUUGCGUCUGCUUCUGUUUUUAAAGCAGGUGAAGGUGCUCGACAUCUGCCUCGCCGGGGUCGCGCCGGAUUUAGCUGGGUCUUCGGAAGCCCUUUAUCACAACCGCCGCCGGAUCGCGUUCGAGCGGUUGGAGUAUAUCGGGGAUAACGCCUGGAGCACGCAGAUCUCCAGCCGUAUGAUGGUCCUCUACCCGGAUCAGCAAUGGCAGUAUAGCGAUCACUCCACGACGUUUAACUGCUUUCGGGAUUCGUGCGAGAUGAAUAUUAUGCUGGAACUGAUGUUCGACGUCCUGCAUCUCGGCCAGCUCCAUCCGAGCUACGCAGGGGCGAAAAUCGGCAGCGGCAAGGUGAAGGCGGAUAUCUUAGAGGCCCUUAUCGGGGAGCUGCAUGUGAACGUGUGGGGGUUGGAGCCGCAGAUUCACGACGACGCGCCUUUUGUCGAGAUUAACGACCUCGAAGGGGCCCGGCUGCUCGCCCUGAUUAAGCACUGCUUGACGGAGAUCUACGACUUGCUGAUUCUGUAUCAUUCGCGAAAUCUGAGCGUGAAUGCGCUUCCCCUCGCGAAGGAGUUGGCGGUGCGGCAGAUUUGGAAACGAACGAUGCCGGCGGUGCAGCGGCAUAAAAUGGCUCCUCGCCGCGCCAUCGCGCGGGCGUCUUUCCAACGCGUGGAGCUUUCCUCGCAAGAAGGCUUGUCCACUUCUUCAGCGCAGCCGACGCCUUGGAUGAAUCUCAGGCAGUUGCCGAAUCUUCACCUUCCCGCGCUUCCUCGACUUUCUGAUUCCCCGACGCGGUAUCCGCGUGUGGUGGAGCAUCCACUCCGCGCGAUGCCGCUUAACGAGCUCCCCGCCUCGACGAUCGUGGAACACACCCGACAAGACGCCUUUGCCUAUCUUCACCAAAGCUUUGAACGAUUAGGGCUGCUUAGCAACGAUACGUUUCAGGUUUUUAAUCGCGUAGGGGGUGGGGUGAAAUCGGUGGGGGGUUCCGAAGGGCAUGAAGGGGGCGGGCGGCGGGAAGGGCCGCAAUGGCGAAAGUAUAUCCAGCAACUCGUCCCACAGAUCUCCCCGGCGGUCGGGUUAGCCUCGCCUUCGUGGAAGCACGAGGAGACGCUGCCGCGGACCUCUCCGGAGGGGAGUCCGGCGAUGCCGGCUUCGGGGGCGAUCGACGCCGCCUUUUUCGCCCCCCCCCUCCCCGCCGAGGGCUUCUCCGCCGUGUACUUCCGCGAUCCGUAUUUCAACCUCUUCCCCACGCCCUGCGGGGUCGCGGAGGCGCACGCCUCGCACGCGCGCCGGCGGUUUCGUCAGCUGGGAUCGCUGCAGCUCCCCCUCGUCGUCCUCCACGGCAGGCCUCGCGGGAAGGACGAAACCGAACCCGAACGCGAAAACGACCAAAACGAAGACGAAGAAGGGGGUCCCCUCCAGCUCGCGUUGAGGCACGCCCACCCCGCGUUACGCGUGGGGGUUCCCGCGGGCGCGGCCUCGUCCAUCCCCGCACGGGCAUCCGGCGAGCGGGCGUGUUUAUUUCGCCCUUCGAGGUUCGUCCCGGCGGGCGUCAAACCCCCCACCGCGGGCGUCGUGACGGAUCGAAAUCUCCACUUCGGCCGAUACGCCUUUCUCGCCUACGGGCAGUUCACGCCGAUGCGUCAACACGCGGCGGAAAGAGCGGAAGGGGCUUCGCAUCCAAACGAUUCUCCCACGACGCCUUGCGCGAAGACGUCUUCGGGCGUGAACUCCGCCGAGGGCGACCUCUCAUGGAAGGGGAAUCCCACGGUGGAAGGGAAUGCACCAGAUGCUAAUGACAAGGGUUCGUUUCACGAGGAAACGGUCGAGCAAAUCGGCGGGGAAAACGACGCGAAGGAAACGAAACGUAGGGAUAACGGCGAAGAGUUCAGUGAUGUGGAAUCGGCUCGCGUGUUUUGGACGAGAUGGGCAAAAACACGGCGCGUUCAGUCGAACAGCUUCUUCUAA